Messenger RNA from Aspergillus ibericus CBS 121593, 986 nucleotides. RefSeq names its product U2 snRNP complex subunit LEA1 (gene lea1). Gene Ontology annotation, molecular function: U2 snRNA binding; protein binding. The coding region runs from base 45 to 806 and encodes 253 amino acids. The record is from RefSeq and is a predicted model, not a curated record. The transcript has 4 exons. Gene Ontology annotation, cellular component: U2 snRNP. NCBI's taxonomy places the organism in Eukaryota, Fungi, Ascomycota, Eurotiomycetes, Eurotiales, Aspergillaceae. Gene Ontology annotation, biological process: mRNA splicing, via spliceosome.
GCAUGAUACCCCAAUAGAGCCACCCUCGAACCCGCACCGCCACCAUGCGCUUGACCGUCGAACUGAUCCAAAAUUCCCUUUCCUACAUCAACCCGCUCAAGGAUCGCGAGCUAGAUCUCCGAGGGCACAAGAUACCCGCCAUCGAGAACUUGGGUAUCGCCAAGGACCAAGAUGCCAUCGACCUCACAGAUAACGAUAUCACCUCCCUCGGAAACUUCCCCCUCUUCCCUCGUCUCCGCACCCUCCUCCUGGCCCGCAACCGCGUCAAGCAAAUCCAGUCCACGAUAGCGACCUCCAUCCCGAACCUGAGCUCGCUGGUCCUGACAGCAAAUAACAUGAGCGAACUCGCGGACCUGGACCCCCUUCGCAACCUCUCCCACCUGACACAUCUAGUGUUGCUCGAGAACCCCGUGACAAGGAAGGAGCACUACCGCUACUACGUAAUCUGGCGCAUCCCCAGCAUCCGCUUCCUCGACUACGCGAAAGUCAAAGACGCGGAGCGCGAAAAAGCCAGCGAACUGUUCGGAACCGCCGAAGAACCAUCCGCACUUGCGUCCAAGAUCAUGGGCAUCAAGUCUCGGACGUUUGAUGUUCCCUCGGGCGCUGCGGACCGGGCACCCGCUGAUAAGGUCGUCCGGGUGCAGUUGACGGAUAAGGAGAGGAAGCGCGUGGAGAAGAUGAUUCGUGAGGCGAAGAGUUUGCAGGAGAUUUCGCGGUUGGAGAGGGAGUUGAAUGAGGGGAGAAUACCUGGUGGGGCGUUGGGGUAUGCCGAGGAUACGGAUGAUGAGGAUAAGAUGCAGUCAUGAUGAGUUGCCGUUGACUUUUUUUUGACUUGUUUUACUACUGUAAGGGUUUGAUUGCUUCGGGCUGUUUUUUUUUAAAAUUAUACUAUAUGUCAUAUUAUUUGGUCGUGCUGCUUUGUGGUAAAGUCGCAGCACUAUUUCGGUGCGGGUGUUUGGUCGAAUCAAAUAUUUGCAUCAUCUUGG